This is a messenger RNA of Monoraphidium neglectum, 535 nucleotides long. RefSeq lists its product as hypothetical. The record is from RefSeq and is a predicted model, not a curated record. The transcript has a single exon. The annotation marks the transcript as partial. NCBI's taxonomy places the organism in Eukaryota, Viridiplantae, Chlorophyta, Chlorophyceae, Sphaeropleales, Selenastraceae.
AUGCUGGAGGUGCACCUGCUGCUUCAGGCCUUGCAGCGUGCCUCCAGCGGUGUCCCAGUGGGUGUGGUGACAGCCGCCGCAGUCGCCGCUGCACGCGCUGCCGCCGUUGGGCGCCUUGGCCCCGCCGUUGCUGGCCAGCAGCUCCGCGCCCUCUCCUCCUCGGCGUGCGCGGCUUCUGCGUCGGAGGCAUCAGCGGAGCAGCAGCACAGCCGCAGCGGGGGAUCUCCAAGCAGCGGCGCGGAUUCUUUGAAGGAGCGGAGACAAAGGGGGCAGCAGCACCCCGAUGCGGGCGGUGGGAGGGGCCGGCGGCGGGGAGCUCGGCCGAGAUCGGACAGCGCAGGCGCCGCAGCCCGCCAUACCCAGGCAGCUGACGCAUGGGAUGCAGCAGCGUCGUGGCGCGCGCCGGCUCCCCGCGGCGGGCGGGGCAACAGCGGCAGCAGAGGGGCCGAGCGCGAGGGCCGAAGCGGUCGCGGCGCUGCAAACAGCGGCGACGGCGACUGGGGUGGCGCCGGCUCGGCUUGGGGCGCCGACACCG